GUACGGAAUUCCGCACGAGGAGACUGAGGCUUUUAUAAGGAGCAGCUGAUGCAACAGCUACUGCAAAGCGCAGUGGCCACCGCAGCUAUGAAGUCGUACACACUGACUGUCCUCGUAUUGGCGGCGCUCGUAUGCUGUGCCUCAUCAGAGGAAUGCCCUACCUUCUGCCCACAAAACUACCAGCCAGUGGCCGCCCUGUGUGGCUCCGAAAUCAGGGAGUUUGGAAAUCGCUGUGAAUUGGAAGCACACAACUGCCUGCACAAUAACGAAUGCAAAGGCUGACGUUACCAGGAGCGAUACGACGCCAGCAGUACUUUGUUGGCUGAUGCAUCAGUCGAAGAAAUGGUUGAGAGACAUUUUUAGAGGUUUUGUGAUUUGCUGACGGAAACAGAUCAAUUGCAGAAAUUAAAAACAGAAAUGUGGGCGUGUUAUUUUCA
Molecule: messenger RNA, 437 nt
Organism: Schistocerca cancellata (South American locust)
Lineage: Eukaryota; Metazoa; Arthropoda; Insecta; Orthoptera; Acrididae
Gene: Kaz-m1
Product: vasotab
Exons: 3
Coding region: 49-282 (77 amino acids)
Molecular function (GO): protein binding
Source: RefSeq, a predicted model, not a curated record